AUAUAUAGUAAAUCCGUACGGUUGAAGACAUGUCAUUUCCGCAAAGUGAGCAACUUCCGUUUGAUUACGUGUUGUAUUGUAAAUGGAACCGCUAAUUUAAGAUAAUAGACCGGUGUCGUAGUACGGAAAUUAUCGUUCAUAAUGAGAUUUAUAAACAAAUGUCUUUGUUUUGUUGCAAUAUUUGGAGCAGCAAAUGCCGGAGGGCCUACACUAGUUUUACUCGAUAAUCUAGCUAUAAAAGAAACACAUUCCAUAUUUUUUAAGAUCUUACAGGAUAGUGGAUACACGUUAACAUUUAAAUUAGCGGAUGAUGCUAAUCUACAGCUUUCUAAGUAUGGAGAGUAUUUGUACCAGCAUUUAAUAAUAUUUGCUCCUACCGUGGAAGAGUUUGGAGGAAUAGUGUGUGUUGAAACAAUAACAGACUUUAUCGAUGGUGGUGGCAACGUUCUAGUUGCUGGUUCACCUCAGUAUGGAGAUAUUCUUCAUGAACUGGCUUCAGAAUGUGGUAUUGAAAUCGAUGAAGAGGAUUCUGCGGUCAUUGAUCAUUUAAAUUAUGAUGUUUCUGAUAAUGGUUAUCAUACCAAAAUAGUAGCAGACUCUGUCAAUUUAAUAGAUGCUCCUGCAAUUGUUGGAAACAAAAAUGUAUCACCUUUACUCUAUCAAGGAACUGGAUUGAUCGCAGAUACAGAAAAUCCUUUAAUUUUACGUUUACUAACAGCAUCUAGUUCAGCAUAUUCUUAUAUUCCACAAAGUCCCAUAAGAUACUAUCCGCAUGCAGUAGGCAAAAGUACAUUGCUGAUUGCUGCUUUGCAAGCCAGGAAUAAUGCUAGAGUAGUAUUUUCUGGUUCGUUGUAUUUCUUCAGUGACGAAGCCUUCACUAGCCCUAUUCAGAAAGCUCAAGGUGGCCAGAAGUACGAGAAAUCUGGAAAUGAAGCUGUAGCAACGAUGAUCGCUCGCUGGGUGUUCAAGGAGAAUGGCGUGAUCCGUGUCUCAGCUGUUCAUCAUCACAGAGUUGGAGAAUCUGAACCUCCAGCAGCUUAUACUAUCAUGGACGAUGUAGUUUACUCCAUUGACGUUCAGAAAUUAGCUGGAGACAAAUGGGUUCCUUAUGAAACUAAUGAUUUACAAUUAGAAUUCGUUAGAAUAGAUCCCUUCAUCCGCAUGACUAUGAAACCUGUAGGAAAUGGUCGAUACGAAGCAAGAUUUAAAAUCCCCGAUGUUUACGGAGUUUACCAAUUCAAAGUAGAUUACACUCGUAUUGGUUUGACGCAUUUGUACAGUACUACUCAAGUGUCUGUGCGUCCUUUGCAACAUACUCAAUACGAACGCUUUAUACCCAGUGCAUUUCCUUACUAUGUAAGUGCAUUCUCAAUGAUGGGCGGGGUAUUCUUAUUUUCUCUGGUGUUCUUGCAUUACAAAGAAGACACAAAACCGAAGUCUGAAUAAAUUCAAUGUUGAUGAAAUGCACAAGAUAAUUUAUCAUUAUUGUUAUUUCAUUAAGGAAAAUAGCAGGGUGCUUAGUCAGACUUGUCAAUCAAGUGCAUUUAUGUUGCAUAUUUAAAUAUGUGACAGCAGAUCUAUAUUUAUUUGAUGAAGCAUUGAAAAAGAAGAAGGGAAAGGAGAGAUGUACAUUAAAUGUUGGUAUGAUGGCCGAUAUUCAUUAGGUAACUUUGGAAGAUGUUUUUUGUAUUUCCCGUAAUAAAUGAAAAAAAGAAAUGUAAA
Molecule: messenger RNA, 1722 nt
Organism: Frieseomelitta varia
Lineage: Eukaryota; Metazoa; Arthropoda; Insecta; Hymenoptera; Apidae
Gene: Ost48
Product: dolichyl-diphosphooligosaccharide--protein glycosyltransferase 48 kDa subunit
Exons: 3
Coding region: 142-1446 (434 amino acids)
Cellular component (GO): endoplasmic reticulum membrane; oligosaccharyltransferase complex
Source: RefSeq, a predicted model, not a curated record